GCUUCCCGUAACCCUCAUCAUUUUGGUGGGGGCGCUGGGAUCGGUCCUCUUCGCAGAUGAGGAGACCGAAGCAAAUCCCUCUGCCCUCUCUCAGCCCAUUUCCUCAUCUGUAAAACGGAAUGGGAAGUCACAUGUUUUGAACUCCUGAACCCAAGCCCUCUUGCUUUCAUGGAACCGCAGUAAUGCCUGUGACCAUGGAGACAUGUGAUGAAUGUCAGGUUCCAGGAGCAGUUCCAGAAGAGCGAUGCUGUUCGUGUAUAAUUCGUUUCCCCUCACAAUACCUCAUCUCUUAGGCUGAACCCAGUUUACCUGUAUACCCAUUUUACAUAUGAGGAAACUGAGGCUCGGAGAGACGAAGUAACAGGCUCAAGGUUACCCAGCCACCAAGAGUGGGACAUAAACCCGGGCCGUCUGGCUACGGAGGCUGCAUCCUUGGCCUUUAACCUUGCUGGCAACCUGAUGUCAAAGUUGUACCUUUGAUAGGGCUGCCUAUCACCCACCCAGGAGGGCACUAGCGUUGCCUUCUCAGCUCACAGCUCCGUGAGCUGACGUGCACGUUCUCCAGCUCACCCGGAGGGAUCUGGUUUCCACCCAUGCUCUUCCCUCUGCCGUGAGAGGACCCUCUUGGGCCAAUUUCAGAGGGUGGGAGUGGGGGGAGACGUGUGCACGAAGUGACUUCUCCGAGCCCCGGAUGUUGGGCGGUGCGGCACAGUUCGUUAAGCAUGUUCAGGCCACCAGCGCCUUCCUCUGUCCACGGAGCCAGCUGGGCCCCUCUCUGGGCUUUGUGGGCCCUGGAGGCCCUGACCCAGCCACCCGUCCUGCCUGCGUCCCUCUGCACUCCUUCAGCCCCAUCGGGCCACCAGCCCCAGAUUCCCACCUCUGCGCUCUUGCCUAGCAAAAGCAUCUCACUCCGCUAUAAAUCCUCCACACCCUUCAGAACCGAGUUUCAAUGCCACCUCUGCCAUGAAGCCCACCCUGAUUGCCCCCAGCUGAGGAAGAAGACGGGACCUGGGAGAGGGGAAAGGGAUGGGUGUUUGUUGAAUGCCUGUGCCAGACAUGUGACAUACUCUCAUGCCAUUUUAUAGUUCAUCCUCGCUCCAUUUUACAGGAAGAAAUGGGGGGAGGACCCGCCCCGGGUCACACGGCUAGGAAGGCUGAGGUUUUUGGACUCUUGGUCCACCGCUGGACCAGGGUGGACCUUCUUCCUCUUGCCUCCUUCCCGGGGAUCCCCGAGGGGGGCACCCUGGCCUCUCCCUCCCAGCCGAGGCCAAUGCUGCUGACACCUCUCCAUUGGAGCCACAAGCAGGGCUGGCUUUUGUUCCUGUCACUCACUUGCUGAGUCAGGGCUCUGUCCCCCGAGGGGCCCUCUCUCCUCCCUGCCUAUAAGAGCCUGACCUUGGCCGUUCCCGGGUCUGGCAUGUUCUCUGGGUCCGUCUCGGAAACGAGCGGCAUGUCUCUGCAGUGCACCAAGUCGGCGGGACACUGGAAGAUCGUGGUGUGGGAUGAGGAGGGCUUCCAGGGCCGGCGGCAUGAGUUCACGGCUGAGUGCCCCAGCGUGCUGGAGCUUGGCUUUGAGACUGUUCGAUCUUUGAAAGUGCUGAGUGGCGCGUGGGUGGGUUUUGAGCACGCCGGCUUCCAAGGGCAGCAGUAUGUGCUGGAGCGGGGCGAGUACCCAUCCUGGGACGCCUGGAGCGGCAACACGUCCUACCCCGCCGAGCGGCUCACCUCCUUCCGGCCCGUGGCCUGCGCCAACCACCGUGACUCGAGGCUGACCAUCUUCGAGCAGGAGAACUUCCUGGGCAGGAAAGGAGACCUGAGUGAUGACUACCCCUCCCUGCAGGCCAUGGGCUGGGAUGGCAAUGAAGUGGGCUCCUUCCACGUCCACUCGGGGGCCUGGGUCUGCUCCCAGUUUCCUGGCUAUCGAGGUUUUCAGUACGUGCUGGAGUGUGACCACCACUCAGGCGACUACAAGCACUUCCGGGAGUGGGGCUCUCACGCCCAGACCUUCCAGGUGCAGAGCAUCCGAAGGAUCCAGCAGUGAGCAGAGGGGUCGGCGCUGAGCAGGGGACGCGUGCUUGUCUGGAACAGAGGAACCGCGGACGCUGCUGCCUGCUCUCUCCUCUGCCCGCCCCGUCACCCGUAUGCACCCAGUUAAUCCCGUGGGCCAGUCCACGCACAGUCAGCACGAAAAACUAAAAGUAAUACUAAAAUAAAAGGUCUAGUGUUA
Cervus elaphus (red deer) is the source of this 2227-nucleotide messenger RNA. RefSeq names its product crystallin beta A4 (gene CRYBA4). Lineage: Eukaryota; Metazoa; Chordata; Mammalia; Artiodactyla; Cervidae. Bases 1418 to 2041 code for a protein of 207 amino acids. Gene Ontology annotation, molecular function: structural constituent of eye lens. Gene Ontology annotation, biological process: lens development in camera-type eye; visual perception. The transcript has 7 exons. The record is from RefSeq and is a predicted model, not a curated record.